This is a messenger RNA of Juglans regia (Persian walnut), 719 nucleotides long. RefSeq lists its product as uncharacterized. The transcript has a single exon. Bases 171 to 524 code for a protein of 117 amino acids. The record is from RefSeq and is a predicted model, not a curated record. NCBI's taxonomy places the organism in Eukaryota, Viridiplantae, Streptophyta, Magnoliopsida, Fagales, Juglandaceae.
UUUCUCCUUUCUUUUUCUCUUAUAUAUAUGACCCUCUUAACUGCUUCUAUAAAUGCCCACCUCUGCUAUCCAACAGCGCCUGUAAAGAAAAAAUCUUUGAAUUAGGUGGUGCGCGUAAUUAAUAUUGAUAGGCAGGCAGCGGUGGUGGCGGCCAGUAAGGGUCGACAUACAUGGCCAGUAGUACCGGAGCCGCGGCGGAGGGACUGUUGAGAUGUGUGUACGAGGGUUGCAUUGCAGGCUGUGACACUGGGAUUGAGCGCCGGCCUUACCAUCGGAAUUGUGCAUGUGCCCUCCACAAUAAGUCGCGUAAAGCUGGUAGCUCCAAUGCUGCAUACUCGGCCUGGUGCUGCAAAAAGAACGUAUCCUACCCCAUCAGGAGGUCCUGGAGUGAAAGAUCCUUGGCCUUGCAAUCAGCUUCUUCUUCUAGUCAUUCAAGUUCGCCUUCUUCUUCACCAGCGCCUGUGGUGCCGGUGGGGGCUGCCGCAGAACGCAGGGAGGCCUCAUCAUCGGUCGAGUUUGUGUGAUCAUAUUCAUGUAGAUGAUCAGGAUGAGUAUGUUUUAUUAUUCAAGAUCUGAAUCUGGCUAUAUAUUGUUCUUUGAAUGAUGAUCAUCAGUACGUAUAAUUCAGUUCUUUGAAGAAAUAUGAAUAUGAUGGGUUAAGAUUUGUCAUGAACGUAUGGUUUAAUUAUGUUUAUAGACCCACAAGAGGAUCUUAUAUA